CAUUAUGGCUGCGUCGGGAUAAGGGAAGGUGACCCCCGCUUGGAUCCCGCGGAGAUCUUCCUGUGCCCGCCUUGUGCAAGCGUAUCCGAAGGCGCCUGCGACGAGCAGUUGGAGCGCCACUGCGGGCGGAAAGACUGCGGCCAGGUCCUCGACGACGACGAGUUCUUCGUCGAGCGGAUUAUCGGCAGGAGGUGGAGACUCGAGGGCGGCGGGCACCUCUGGUUGGUCAAAUGGGAUGGAUACCCGGUGAAAGAAGCGCAGUGGCUGACAGAGGAGGAUAUUGGGGGCUUGGAGAAGCUCGUAGAGGAGUUCGAGGCCGCGGCUCAUCUACGGGAGCUCGCAAUUAGUGGAGAAGAGACCGUUUUGCUGAAGGAGGCGGUUGAUGGUGGAUGGACGCCGUGAAUGGCGUACUGGUCGUCCUCAGUCCCUGACUCCCUAGCGUCUGCCAAAUCCGUUGCUCUUCCUCGUCUCUAUCUUGAUCGGCAGCCACCCUAAGAUUUAUACUACGCGCUUAUAUCCUUAGUAUCUUUCUA
Messenger RNA from Gloeophyllum trabeum ATCC 11539, 533 nucleotides. RefSeq lists its product as uncharacterized. The annotation marks the transcript as partial. The transcript has 3 exons. Lineage: Eukaryota; Fungi; Basidiomycota; Agaricomycetes; Gloeophyllales; Gloeophyllaceae. The record is from RefSeq and is a predicted model, not a curated record.